UCUCGCGAGACUGGUCGCGGCUGCCAUCAGCGGGCAGGUGGGGCGCGAACGCCGGAGAGGACAGUGGCUGCAGCCCGGGUCUGCAACACCAUCACCGCUCGGCCAUGUCAGCUCACGCCCCUCUCAAAGGGAUUUUGAAGAACAGGAAGGCAGCGCCGUACCAACAUAAUUCGGCUCUAGAUCUGUCUGUCGAGGAAGAGGAGGAGUACAAUAAAAAGACACAAAAAUGGGAUGAAAUGAACAUUCUUGCCACUUAUCAUCCAGAAGGAAAGGAUUAUGGGUUAAUGAAAAUCGAUGAACCCAGUACACCAUACAACAGGAUAAUAGGAGGUGAUGAUGAUGAUGAAGCUGCAAUGAGUGACUCUGAGUCAAAUAUAAAUAUUACUGCAGAAAUACUAGCUAAAAAGUUGACAGCAGCUGAGGGAAUUAAUCCUAAAAUCUUAGAACCAAAGGAAGAAAGUAGUGAAGAAGAGGAAGAAUUAACACCAGAAGAACAAGAAAACAAGAAACAGUUUGAAAUGAAGAGGAAAAUGCACUAUAAUGAAGGCAUGAAUAUCAAACUAGCAAGACAGUUAAUAGCCAAGGAACUUGAAGAUGAAGAUGAGGAUGACUUGAAAGAAUCCCCAGACUUAAAGGACUUUGAAGAUGAUACAGAUGAAGAACUUUCUGAAAGUGAAGAUCCAGAAUCAUAGAACAAAGCCAUUCUUGAACUCUGACACAAAAUAUUCCAGUUGACAGCAUUAGCCAUCAUAAGUUUUUAACUUAUUGAUAUGCUGUUGUGUUUUGUGGACAGUUGAACUUAAAUUCAGAGAAGAGAAGUUUCAUCUGUGCAGUCAGAAUUUGGCAGUUCAUGUAUUUCUACAGUAAUGUAAAUAAAAUAUUUUUGAGAGGUGGGCAGUAGGUUGCCAGUCUGCCUGUAUUUUUGCGUUUGCGCUAGAAUUGGAUCACUGAUGAAACACUUUUCUGGAAAUUGCAAUAGUAGUAUAUUUAUUGCUUGGUGCAUAAUACAGAACAUAUUUCAGCUCCAUACUUUGAUUGCUUGACAUAUUUCCAUAUGUGUGAUAUUUGUCGAUAGGUUAAGUUCCUAUUGAUACCUGUGUGGUAUAGUUUUGUUUGCUGUUUAUUUUGAUAAUUGAUUACCAGUUCUAGUUUGUAACUUUUUUUUGAUUUGGCAAUGGAGCUUGCCUUUUGAAAAGAGUUCAAAGAGGAAGUCUUGACUGGGGAUUAUCUUUCUUUGUUAAGAUAAUUUCAAUGCUGCUGAUGGUGUAAGUUAAAACAAUUGAUAGUUGAUGGUAGCAAAGGUACUGUGGCCCUGUUUUUUUUUUAAGGAAUCUUAUCAAUUGACAGGUGUAAAAUAUUUUAAAAGCGCCAGCACCAACAAUAAAUGCACCUAUAAUUUGCUGUGGGUCAGUCUGUAAAACAAAUGUCCUAACAAAGUUGUUUGAUCAUCUAUUGUAAUAAACUGUUUGCAUCAGGGAAUGAAAGGGGUGAAAAGCUACAUGUUUAUGAUCUAAAUGAUGGCGUAGUUCUUGGUAAAAUUGUGCUGUAUAUAUCUCCACAAAUUUUGAUUUAAGAAAUGCAUUGGAUUUGGUUUUGAGUGGCACAUGGUUAUAAAGCUUUGAAAGGAAACCAUUUCUAUCAUUGAAACAAGACUAAAUGUUUUAAUUUCAUAGUUGAGUCUAGUUUCUGUGAGAUGGAAUGUGUAAUUGAGGUGAAUUUUCUUUAAGUGUGUAUCACAAUCUGAAUGUUAGUAAAUGUAACAUUUAACAAGUAAUUGGUUUUGCAUGUCUCAACUAAUUAUCAUGUCUUUUAUUUCAGCAUGACAAACUAGGUUUCCAUGACCUUUACACGGAAUUGUGCUACUUUCAGUGUAUGAAAGCUAUUCCUGUUAUUUGAAUGGAGACAUAAAAUAAAAAGUGUAAUCACUUUGUGUAGGUAGAUGAAGAUUAUAUUGCCUGGUUUAUUUGAGGGGCUGUUAUUCCUUUUCCACAUAGCACUCCUUGUAUUCAAGGUUACAUAAUGAUGAUGAUAUUUUUGGUAAAGUUCAAUAAUCCCCAGUGUCCUAUAAUUGCAGAAGACAAAUUUCAAGAGUUUCAUUGCAAGCUUAUGGUACUAGAUCAGUGGAAAUAAACAGUCACUAAAUAAUGUGAUUACUGAAGAGAGAAUUGUAUCAAACUUCAGUUACACAGAAAUAUGCAAUCUGAUCUAAAAUGUAAUCAGUUUUGUCAACAAAGUCAAGGAGAACCAAGGAAGAUUGCAAACGGGACCAAAAUAACUGCAAUAUAUUUUAAUAUAGUGCUUGUAAAGAUUGCUUCCAAUAAAUAUUUCAAAAUAUU
Molecule: messenger RNA, 2336 nt
Organism: Mobula hypostoma (lesser devil ray)
Lineage: Eukaryota; Metazoa; Chordata; Chondrichthyes; Myliobatiformes; Myliobatidae
Gene: ppp1r2
Product: protein phosphatase 1, regulatory (inhibitor) subunit 2
Exons: 6
Coding region: 105-692 (195 amino acids)
Biological process (GO): regulation of signal transduction
Molecular function (GO): protein phosphatase inhibitor activity
Source: RefSeq, a predicted model, not a curated record